This is a messenger RNA of Botrytis deweyae, 2232 nucleotides long. RefSeq lists its product as uncharacterized. NCBI's taxonomy places the organism in Eukaryota, Fungi, Ascomycota, Leotiomycetes, Helotiales, Sclerotiniaceae. The record is from RefSeq and is a predicted model, not a curated record. Bases 1 to 2232 code for a protein of 743 amino acids. The transcript has 2 exons.
AUGCCAAAACAAGUCGGAAGAAAGAUACCCCCGCGACCAUCGCAAAAACUAAAUCAGUUCUCAAGCCGUCUUUCCCAUUCUCUUUACCUACUCCAUUCUGAGGCCAAUCUCACCCCUUCUCGGAAUCACUCUCUUGAAAAAAGAAAAGGUCUACUCGCCAAAGCCAAUGAGGCUCACGGAGGCAAGACCAAGAGAAGACUAGCAUUUAGAAGAAAGCUCGAAAGGGGAGUUGUGCUCUGCCGAAUUCGUCGAGAAAAUGUUAAAAGCUUGCCAUUGAUAUUCAAUCAAACAAGUCAGCCUCGAAAAGAAGCUCCUCUGAUCAUAAACUUAGUGUCAGAAAGUGAGGAUACAGACAUUGAGGAACUAGAGAGCGAGGAACACGAAAGUGAGAAUGAGACCAGGAGUGAAGAUGGUACUGAAGAAGGUGAAGACAUAGCCAGGCCAAAUUCGAGCAGUGGAAGAAACACCCGGAGUAUUCCAAUCGUUGCAAGCCGUUGGAGUCGGGUGUAUUCGUAUCAGCAUAGUAGCAAAACGGAAGAUGGUGAAGGAAAAAAAGAAGAUCGCUCUGUUUCAAUUAGAAAAUAUACAGCAAAGAUCAAGAGCCUGCCGCCCAAUAAAGACAUACCUGAAAGACACAAGGGCAGUAGCGCUGAUUUCAGAAACGAAAAAGAUCAAUACAGUGAAGAAGACGAUGAUAGCGAGGAGGAAAAGGGUAUUCGUUUUCCGCUUUUAGCAUAUACAGGAAAUUCACUGAACCUUCCGAUCGCUAAGGGCACGGUCCCUGGACCCAAGUAUGGCAGAGAACUUUCGUUGGCACUUCAACGGCUAGAAGAACGCACUAUUCCAAGUCAGAGAUACAUUCAUGGAAGAGAGGUUACGCCGAAGAUUCACAAAAUAAACGGGAGCAUUAUCUCAUCAUCAAUACCAGCACUCGAGACGAAGGGACUUUCACGCGGUAAAGACAUAGUGACUCGGGGAGUCAAGCGAAGAAGAAACGGCAUGCCGAAGACACCAGAAGAUAAGGAAGGUAGUGGAACCGAAGAAGAGAACAAAGAAGAUUCUGCAAUCCUUCUCGCACAGUCACAUUCAACUCCCUCGAAAUACACAUCACCAGCACAUGCCAGCAUGGCUCUAGAGCACAAGUUGAAGUCGAACGCCAUGCCAAGUAUUGCACAAGAACAGGAGAAUAAGGGACAACCGAAUUAUCUCUCCCAUCCAUCUCCUCCUUUACUAGAUGGAUCAAGAUCGAAGCGCCAAAAGACAGCGGCUGUCAGUUCGCGGAACGAAGUGAAUAAGGACAUUGAUGGAGUGCUUCGAGUUGAGUCCAUGAAUCGACCCAUCCCAGAGAAAGUUACAAAUCGUCGUUUGUCUACAGAAGUUAUUAGAACCAAACCAGCAAGGUUUUUCACCGAUCUUCCAGGGUUGGUAAUUCGUCAAAUCGUCGACACCGUUUGUGAGCAGGAAGGUGGAAAACUCAUCUCCUCAAUCUGUUUCGGGCUCACUUGUAAACUUCACUGGGCUUUUUUCAAGGCCCGAUGGAGUCCUCCAGGCACUGAUAGGAUCUACGAGGGAUAUCUACCAAAAGAAAACCAAGCAAUUCUCGCACCUUUGCUGCAGAAUUGGGUUCCGGAAAGAUAUCGAAUGAUGUCGGGCAAAGGUGGUAAAGGUGGUCCAAGCUUAGUCCCAAUGUUUCUUUCAAAGAAUCAAUACGGGGAAGGAUAUACGAGAGAAGAGGGAAGAUUGGAGAAAAGAUAUAUUGCCUGUCUCUCAAUCCUCGAUGCUACCAAUCAAGAUGGUCUACAGCUAAAGCCCAGCCGCGGCUUACAUGCGAUGAUAGAUAACACGAUUGAUUUGCCAAGCCCGCAUGGAAUGGGUCAUUCUUGGUACGAUGCUAGUGCCUCUGAAUACUUAUUUCUGGUUGAGGGAUGGGAAUAUUCAACAUUGAAUGGCGAAGGUCCUGGAUUCAAAGCCAUUUGUGAGUCGUGGCAUACUUUUCGAAAUACAUGUUUGUGGGACUGGGUCAAUGGCAGGAAUUUCAAUCAGUUUCGUGAAGAUUGGAUGGAUGACGAAGGAAUGAAAGGAAGGCAGAAGGUCAAACAGACUUUAAUCAAGUUUGACAAGAAAGUGAAACAUUUUGAGGCAAGUAACCGUGAUUUGGAAGAUACAGUUAUCGCUGGUGCUGUUGGUGCUGUUGAUGAAAUGGUGAUGGAGGAUAUUAUCCAGGUGUUAUGA